This is a messenger RNA of Limulus polyphemus (Atlantic horseshoe crab), 1503 nucleotides long. Its product is annotated as mitochondrial import inner membrane translocase subunit TIM44-like. Bases 63 to 1445 code for a protein of 460 amino acids. Gene Ontology annotation, biological process: protein import into mitochondrial matrix. The record is from RefSeq and is a predicted model, not a curated record. Gene Ontology annotation, cellular component: mitochondrial inner membrane. Gene Ontology annotation, molecular function: protein-folding chaperone binding. Lineage: Eukaryota; Metazoa; Arthropoda; Merostomata; Xiphosura; Limulidae. The transcript has 16 exons.
AAAAUAUUACAAGUACGAAACUUUUAUCAAUAAGCGAAAAUAUAAAUGAGGAUUAUAUUAAGAUGGCGUCGCACAUGGUGGGUGCAUGGUUAUUGUCGUCACGGCAGAGAUUCCCAAUUUCCAAAGUUAUAGGAUCAAGAUUACUACUGGAAAGACUGGGUUCCACAGCAUGUUUUACAAAUAUAAAAUCUCAACAACUUCAGUUGGGACUCAUACCACCAACACAUUGUCAGUCUCGGAAUUUCAGUGCCCCUCAAAAAAAUUUCUUUAUGAAGUUAAUAGAAAACAUUCAACAAGAGCUGUCAAAGAACAAAGAAAUGAAGGAAAGUCUUAGAAAGUUUAGAGAAGAAGCUGAGAAGUUGGAACAAUCAGAUGCUUUGCAGAAAGCAAGGAAAAAAUAUGAAUCUAUAGAAUCUGAAACAGCAAAAAGCUCUCAGGUUCUGAAAGAACAACUUGAAAGUUGGAAAGACAAACUUAAAGAGGGAAUUGAAGAAGCACAGAAGAGUGAAUUAGGAAAGAAAGGCUUAGAAAUUACUGAAGAGAUCACCAAGUCAGCAAGAAUUGCAGCAGAAUCUCUAAGCAAACAUAGAGAAGAGCUGAGUAAGGGUGAAAAGUUUAAAACUGUCUCUGAGGGAGUUAGAGCAGUUAGACAAGAAAUCAGAGAGAGUACUUUUAGUAGAAUAGGAGUAUAUAAACCACCAGCCAAACUUAGAAAAAGAAUUGAAAAACCAGAUAUGGACAGUGAAGAUAAAGUAGUAACACCUAAUACAGAGGCCACAGGCUUGGAAUUACAUAAAGAUUCCAAGUGGUUCCAAAGUUGGCAGAAUUUUAAAGAUAACAACCCAUAUAUUAAUAAAGUGUUUGAUUGGAAAAUGAAAUAUGAUGAAAGUGAUAACCCAGUUAUUCGAGCAUCUCGAUUAAUAACUGACAAAGUCUCUGACAUUAUGGGUGGACUUUUUCAGAAAACAGAAUUAUCAGAAGUAUUAACAGAAAUCAUUAAAAUGGAUCCAACUUUUGAAAAAGAAAAAUUUCUUAGAGAGUGUGAAGUAGAAAUUAUUCCAAACAUUUUAGAAGCCAUGAUUCGAGGAGAUCUAGAAAUUCUAAAGGACUGGUGCCAUGAGGCACCCUUCAAUACUCUUGCAGCUCCCAUCAAACAAGCACAAAGUGUAGGGUACAAGUUUGACUCCAGGAUAUUGGAUAUAAGUCACAUUGAUCUUGCAAUGGGAAAGAUGAUGGAACAAGGACCUGUACUCAUAAUAACAUUUCAAACACAACAGAUCAUGGUUGUUCGAAAUGCUAAAGGUGAUGUUGUGGAAGGAGAUCCAGACAAGAUCUUGAGAAUGUACUAUGUAUGGGUUUUAUGCCGAGAUCAGACAGAACUAAAUCCCAAGGCAGCUUGGAAGCUCAUGGAUCUUUCAGCAAAUAGUGUACAGCAGUUUCUAUGAUUAGCAAAAUUAUUAGCAACAAGUAUGAUUCAGAGGUUGGUUAUAUAGCCCAAAAAAA